This is a messenger RNA of Cydia splendana, 1335 nucleotides long. It is a transcript of the gene mRpS9, whose product is annotated as small ribosomal subunit protein uS9m. The transcript has a single exon. The coding region runs from base 75 to 1280 and encodes 401 amino acids. Gene Ontology annotation, cellular component: ribosome; mitochondrial small ribosomal subunit. The record is from RefSeq and is a predicted model, not a curated record. NCBI's taxonomy places the organism in Eukaryota, Metazoa, Arthropoda, Insecta, Lepidoptera, Tortricidae. Gene Ontology annotation, biological process: translation. Gene Ontology annotation, molecular function: RNA binding; structural constituent of ribosome.
UAACUUAAGAACUUAACCUAUAAUUAUUCACUGAAAAUAUAUUAAUAUGUGAAUAUUAUAAAUAAAAACGAAAAAUGUCGCGUAUCAUUAACUACGGCAUUAAACACUUAUGCGCUGCUACUAAAGGAAUCCAUUUUCACAAUCGAGGUCCACUUGUGCACAAUGUAAGCCGAAGUAGCAGCAGUACUCCUCCAAGUACUGAAUCUAUUAUUAAUAAUAUGACCGAUUGGGAGACUUUAAAUAAAAAGAAAAAGAUAAGUAAAGCUAUGAAAUCUUAUUUGGAGAGAGCUCAAGCACAUGACGAGUUCAUGAAAAGGCAGGAAUUUGAGUAUAAAAUAGGCAAAAGACAUCUUGCUAAUAUGAUGGGUGAAGACCCCGAAACUUUUACUCAAAAAGAUGUGGACAGAGCCAUUGAGUAUUUAUUCCCUAGUGGCAUCUAUGACCGAGCUGCUCGACCUUUAAUGAAGCCUCCGGAAGAAGUGUUUCCAGCAAGGAAGGCUGCAGAGUUUGAUGAAGCCGGCAGGCCUCAUCACUUUUUAUUCUACACUGGCAAGCCAAACUACUACAAGCUGCUGUAUGAUGCUGUUGAGAAUAUACAAGACCUGUACAAGUUUGAGGAUAGAGUGACCAGGAAACAAGCUACACCUGACCCUAAUGGUUCCAUGAACCUAGUCACCAGUGUGUGGGUGAACAAGGAGCAACUGGAGCAGUUGCUGGUUGAAGGACUCUCAGACCUUGAAUAUGACAAUUUUCUGCUAGCUAUGGAGAGGCUUGUUUCUUUACCUAACUCAUACAGACAUAAAGAGUUCAUUGAAAAAUACCGUAAGCCGCUAGUGUCUCAAAAAUUUGCCUUAGAGAUCCCAAAACCUGCUUAUGAUGCUGAAGGCAAAGCCUUUGUCACAACAUAUGAAUGCUUAAGAAAAAAAGCAAGAGGAGAUGUCACUAUAAGGUCACCGGGAACUGGCAAAAUUAUAAUAAAUGGAAAAGAUUUGACUUAUUUUGAGGACAUACAGCCUAGGGAACAAGUAUUGUUUCCUUUAGUAUUCACAGGGCUCCAGGACCGUGUGGAUGUGGAAUGUAAUGUUGAGGGCGGGGGUCCUUCAGGCCAGUCGGGAGCAAUCAGGUGGGGCAUUGCAUGGGGGCUCCGCAGCUUUGUGGAAAAAGACAUGUUGGAGAAGAUGCAGGUUGCAGGCCUGCUGACGCGUGACCAUCGCCGCCGCGAGCGCAAGAAGCCUGGACAGCCAGGAGCCAGGAAAAAGCCUACUUGGAAGAGGCGUUAAUUUGUUUUCUUAGAUUAAAGUAAAAACAGUAUGAGUAAAUGUAAUUUUAUUGCAA